GGCUACUCCAUGAACAUUUGGGGAGAGGGCACCCAACGUGCGUUUCUGUAAAAGAUGCAGUAAUGCCGGUUUAAUCAGACCAUAAAUAGCUUUAAUUGAUUUUUAACGCUGAAGUUGCGGCCAUAUUCCUUUAGUAUGUAUUAAAACAUGCAUGUAAGCUCCCGAAUGGAUAUAAAUACCUCUUUAUAGGCCAGAUGUAACAGAGAGGAGUAAGAUCAAAAGAUAUCAGGAAAUGUCAGUGCGAAGAUGCAAUAGAUUUAUGCUGUCUAAAGAAGGCUGAGAGUGUAUCUGUGUCACAAGCCGUACACAAACCCCACUGUCACAAAACAAGACAAAACAAAACAAAACAAAACAGCACGGACACAAGGCAGUGAAGACGCGUUUUCUGGGCAGUUAACGGGAGCGGACACGCCUCCUUUCCAUUUUUGUUAUCAGCUUCCCUAUGGAUUUUUUUUGAUUGAUUGACGCCGGAUUGGAUACAACUGAUAUGGAGGCUACAGAGAACUCCUCUGCACCGGAAACGGUCGAGAGCAAGUACUUCGAUUUAGAAGCCCUGCCUCGCGAGAUCCUGCUCUUAAUCAUCUCCUACAUUCCUACCAAGACGCUAAUUGCCAUGCGCACUCUAUCGCACUUCUGGCAAGAGUUCCUACAGAAUACUAUUUUGCGCGAAUUUGAGUUCCUCAGAGAUGGGACAACAGCUGGCGACGAUACUGUCGCGUACUUCGAAAAGAAGGCACCGGAGAUCGUGUGCCUGGAGCUCAUAGCUCUACACCAGAGCACCAAAAAGUGGUACGAGAUAUAUUUCUCCUUGCCGCGCUUCCUUGCCUGCUACGAUUCAAUGAAGUACGAGUUGAUGGAGAGAAAGAAGUUGAUGGAGAGAAAGAAACGUAAUCCGUCAGAUCUGCUAAAUACUAGACGGAGAUUCACGUCUCUUGACUUCAAGAACGUCGCUUACUGGGUUACUCAACAGAUUGUGGAGAACGAGCCGGAUUUCUAUUUUCCCCCUACCAAUUUGCUCCUGCGUACGUGGGAUCCUGCAGUUUGGGGAUGCGAGAGCAGUACAGAUCAAUAUGCUUGUAGAUUAGCAUGGGAGCUUUUGAGAAGCGUGCAGUCGUUUUACGUGCCGCUGGACAAGAUGGUGGCGUUUCUACGCGCAACAGUCGAGAAGGGAGAGGAGAAACUAGAUUUGGAGUGCUUAGGGCUGUUUUCUCAGUCAGGAUCACCGGUUACUAUUGAGAUCAAGGAACUCAGGCUUGGUCAGCUGUUUAAUAACCUACGUGUACUCAUCAUCAAUGAAUCCGAAGAUGAGUAUAGCUGCUCUCCACCUCGUCCUCGCCACGAGAUUUCUCAGAAUGGAUUGGUCCAGCUUCUUAAGGGCAUGGAAGGACUGGAGGAACUUGUAUUAUGUGACUUUUACGUGUCGUCUGAUGAAGACAAUGGGCAGGAAUCGCUAGAGAUAUCUUACAUCCAGACUGUUGAUUUCUCCGGGACCGAGUUUGCGGGCGGUUUCCCGUUACUGGGUGAUUACUGCAAAUGCAUCACGCUCCGCCGGUCGCCUCAUCUCGCAAAUUUACUCCAGGCUGGAAGUGAGGACGGAUGUGUUCUUCAAUAUGCAUCGUUCCUCGACCUUAGCGACAACUGCGAGAUCACUGCUGCGAUGCUUUUAAUGGGUUUAAGAAACUCCUCGGGGGACACAUUAAUACUUAGGCUGAGGAAUUGCUCCAAACUUGAGUUUUCGCCCCAGUUGCUUAAGAGGCUGAUGCUGAGCAGUUGCGUGAUCGACCUGGGCCAAAACAAAGCGUUCACAGAUGACACUUUAUCUGACUUGAUUAAGCUAUCACCUGACUUGAUUGAGCUAUUACCUGCUUUUAAGCCGCGGGAUUGUGAGACGGACUGGCAUAUCAACGUCAGUCAGACGUCGGUGUCUGAGAAAGCAUACAAGCGGUGGUUAAUGCCGGAUAUGUGGCAGCAUAACAUUACGCGACUGUACUGGUGGGGGCGUGGCGGAACCUCUGAAGAAAAGAAAUGGAAGGAGGAAUCAAGCUCGACGAACUUCAAGCCUAGCCACGAAUAUUGUAACCUGUGCAGACCAGUGCAGACCCGUUCACGCAGAGGCACAUUCUCCUGAGACUCUUUAUAUGGGCUGCACUGAUCUUCCUUGCAGUGAAUACUGGAGACUUGACUACUGGUAGUGAGUCGCUCGAUAUAUGGUUUGAAUCGCAUGGCGGGACGACAAUAUGGGCGCGAAUCGGACUCGCGUCUGCCGGGGCGGGUAAAAUGUCACUAUAACUGUAACUGGAAGUGGAAAGAAUAUGUAUAGGCUCGAGUAUGUGAUGCAGAGGAGAUAAUAGAUAAAUGAGUUACAUGGUGUCGUUAUGCGGGCUCGAAGACUGAGAGCGCGCCUUUGUCCCAAACCCUAGUACCCUUCACCUUACUUGUCUAGUUAUUCAGAGCGAGAGGGGAGUCCUGAUGAAAGCGAUAGCUUAGAUGCAAAGACUAAGUUGGGAGGUGGCGUGAAAGGAGGCUAUCAAG
Myxozyma melibiosi is the source of this 2532-nucleotide messenger RNA. RefSeq lists its product as uncharacterized. Lineage: Eukaryota; Fungi; Ascomycota; Lipomycetes; Lipomycetales; Lipomycetaceae. Gene Ontology annotation, molecular function: protein binding. The record is from RefSeq and is a predicted model, not a curated record. The coding region runs from base 488 to 2128 and encodes 546 amino acids. The transcript is spliced from 2 exons.